Molecule: messenger RNA, 3036 nt
Organism: Danaus chrysippus (African queen)
Lineage: Eukaryota; Metazoa; Arthropoda; Insecta; Lepidoptera; Nymphalidae
Source: the annotation of a GenBank genome assembly
AUGGAAAAGAGAAAAGAAUCGUUAAGAGCUGCAAAAGUGUGCCGAUUUUGCCUAUCACAAGAUCAAUCAUUGGACAAUUUGUACGACAGAAAUAGAGCGCCAAAGAAUGCUAUUAACUUACAUCUUAAAAUAUUAUCAUGCGUUGCAAUCGAGGUAUUUCCCUCAGACAAAAUGCCUGCCUACAUUUGCCAUCGUUGCAAAACUUUCAUGACAUUGUUCUAUGACUUCAAACAAAUAGUACGGAGAGCUGAUGAAUCAAUCUUGCAAUUUUUACAAAAUGGAACACCAAUGGAAACAAUUGUAUGGCCCUCUUCCUUGGCUAAACUCCUACCGAGUUCUAAUGAAAUAACUGUUAAAACCAUCGUAGAAGACGGUACAACUAUACAAGUUUCAUCCCAAGAUAUAUCUGAUAGUGAUGAAGAGGACGGGAAUGUGUAUAAUGUUAAGAUAGGAGAUGGACCUGAUGAUUCGAGUACAACUUGCAUUAAAGUUGUAACAAGCAAAGAAGAAGUGAAAGAGGAUUCCGUACAAAGUGACCGCGAGGUGUGCUGGCCAUGUGACGAGUGUGACUGCACCUACCCUCUACAACAACUGCUGGCUUUACACAAGAAACAGAAACACAGGCCACGUACUGUUGUAUGUGAUAAAUGUGACGCGAAAUUCUUCUCAAAGUAUGAUCUUUCUACUCACCUCCUUCGACACACCGAUGAGACGCCGUUUCAAUGCGUGGCGUGUGAUAAGAAAUUCAAAAGACUGAUCUUGCUUAAAAGACAUGAAAAGAUCAUUCACGCAGAUCUGCCGCAACAAGUCUGUCCAAACUGCCCAGCUACGUUUUUGUCUAUCGAAGAGUUGGAAGCGCAUAAAAAGAGACACAUCCACAUAGAGAGACCGUAUUCUUGUAACGAAUGCGACAAAAAGUUUCACGAAAAGGCGACGCUCCAGCGACAUAUACAAGCGGUUCACAACAAAGAGCCCACUUACUGUUGUGGGUAUUGUCCAGAGCGUUUCGUGUCGCUCUCCAAGUUAACUAAGCACGUACGCUCCCACGCCGGCGAUCGUCCCUACCCCUGCAAGUUCUGCGAUAAAAGUUUCACUAAAUCCCAUCAUUACACCAGACACCUCCGUGUGAAGCAUCGUUCCCGUCACACUGAACAGUAUCGCUGCGAGCAGUGUGAUGACACCUUUACGAGCCAGGAUGAUCUUAUAUAUCACUCAGCGAUCCACGCAACACAGAAUCUCACCUGCCCGCUCUGUCAGGAGAAGUUUGAAAACGUUGAUGACGUCACCACACAUAUCAAGUCACACGUCAGCGGUGUAGAAUUCGAGUGUGAUUUCUGUGAGCUCGUGUUCACAUCCAAGGAGAAACUUGACAAUCAUUUGAUAACUGCACACGAAGACGAACUGCAGCAUGAGGAAAUUGAUGAAAUAGAAGAAUUGGAAGAAUCAUCUAUAGAAGAAAUAGAAGACGAUAAUGGAAUCAACUUGAAAGACGAAGGUGAUCAUAUGGUUAUUGAAAUCAACAAAGAAGAUUACAUGAUAAACAAAACCUCGGAGUCCGAUAUAAAGGCUGUUAAUGCACAAUCUGAAGAUAGUGAAUCAGAGAACACGUAUACUGAGUUAGCUACGGUGGAUACAUUGGCUGUCUUGAAGAAAAAUGAUGCGACGAAAAUAGUUGCCGAGAAACCUGAACCUAAGAUUGUCGAACAGAAACCAGUCAUCAAGAAAAUCGAUAAACCUGAGCAACCAUCCUCUGUAAUACUGCAAAAAUCCGAAGAAAUAAAAAGAAAAGCCGAAAAACCGCCUCAAGAAGCUGUUCCAGAGAAAAAGGACAAGAAAAUAGAAAUAAACAGUGGCGGCGCGAGUGAUAAGUCAUUACGUUUAUUGGAGAAGGAACUACAAGAUCUUAAGAGGACUAACACAAAGUCAGAAGUACAGAAAGCAUCUCCAAAGAAUAUCGAGAUGUUGAGGACUAAGCGACCGCAACUACAGACAUCCACACCCAAAAGUUACGGUUCUAGAUCGACCGAGGAAAAGAAAUUCACCGUAAUGAAUAAAACUCCGAAUGUCGAAAAGAAACCGGAACGAAGGAUAACCAAAGAAAACAAAGAACCGAAAGAUGUUAAGGAAACGAAGAACAAUAAUGGAAAUAAAGAUGAUAAGGAAUCACCAAAGACCGUCAUAAAGAAUGGUUCUAAUAACGACAAAAACGCCUCCGAUGAUGGAAUCCGUCGGUCAACGCGGCCCUCUAAGAUAAAGGAUUACGCGAAAAUGGUUCGAGACAAGUCACAGACCUCCUCCGACAUGGACGAGAGUAGCGACGAAGAUGAGGAGUACAGAGAGAGUGAUAGGAGUAUUGACAGCCGUACCAAGAUACGAAGAAUCAACCCUAUCAAAACAAAGCCUGCAGAUGUGUCCCCGGUACCAGCAUCAGCUCCUCGAAAGAGAGGACGACCAAGGAAGGAAUCUAAGGCAACCAAAGAAGUUCCUGCUAAAGUGAGAAAGGAUGACAGUGAAGCUGUUGAUAAUGAAAAAGUAGAAGAAUCAUCAGCAAAAACUAAAACUUUAGUUAAAGAAGAUAAGAAAGUCAUGGAUACUGAAGCAAACGAAUCUACCCAAAACACCCCUAAAACACCUCCAGAACAAAAACCUGCCACUGCAGAUUUACUUGUAUCUCCAUCUGGACAGACAUUGAAAAAGGUCCCAAUUAAGGCAUUACCUCCAGGAAUAAAACCAUUGCCUCUACCAGUAAACGCCAGGCCUGUAGCAUCUGGGGAACUUUGUGAAAUGCAAAUUGGAAAGAAAGUUGUGAAAGUACAAAAAAUUGUAAUGACGAAAGCAGAAGUAGAAGCUAUGGCUAAAAAAGGACUUGUUGAAAUGAAGGAUGGUACUAUGGUAUUAAAACAAGGAAUAAAACUACCCAGCAUGGAAAAUUCUAGUGCUAAGACAUCCAUAGCAGACGGUGAUGCAGCAAAGGAAUCUCUGGUGAAAAAAGAAAAAGCAGUGCCUACACGUUGCGACCUGGGUGAUGAUUCUUAA